Molecule: messenger RNA, 1507 nt
Organism: Oreochromis niloticus (Nile tilapia)
Lineage: Eukaryota; Metazoa; Chordata; Actinopteri; Cichliformes; Cichlidae
Product: C-type mannose receptor 2
Exons: 5
Coding region: 210-1160 (316 amino acids)
Source: RefSeq, a predicted model, not a curated record
AAUGCUCUGGCUCUGCAUUCACAGACUUGUGAUUGUAACAUUAAAGUAAAUAAGACGGAAAAGGCUUCAAUUUCAUGGGUUUUAAAAGGUUUGAGACUGAGUGGACUACAACGGAAUUAAAAAUUCUUUAACCACUUUAGUAGGCUAACAAAUAUAAACUGAUUUUAUUGUAUUGUAUAACAUUUUCUAUUUUAUAUCCUAGAGAAAAUAUGGUCCUUGCAGUGAUUUUAUUGCUAGUUUCAGGCUAUGUUACUCUGUGUUCUCCCGCUCAUCGGGAGUUCUACCUGAUAAACGAGAAUAAAAUCUGGGAUGAUGCCCAGAGUUACUGCAGGAGCAAGUACACCGACCUCGCCACGAUUGGCAGCCAGGAUGACAUGCAGAGGCUGGUGAACAUGGUGUCUGCCAGUGGUGUGACAGCAGAGAUGUGGAUCGGUUUGACAGAAACAGGCCCAGCGUCCUGGCUGUGGUCUGUGGGAGAAACUCAGAUCAGUGAUGGAGUAGUUGAGUACACUAACUGGGCCAGUUUACCAAGUUCCACUGACAACUGCGGAGGAAUGAGUUAUGAUGGGAAAUGGUUCAGCGCACCCUGUACAACAACGCUUCCUUAUGUAUGCCAAGAUAUUGGUUCCAGUGGGUUCUAUGUUGUUUUUCAAGGGACGAGCUGGAUAUAUGCCCAGCAGGACUGUCGCAUGAACAACAAAGACUUGGCCAGUGCGAGGAGCCAGAUGGAAAAUCUGGUAUUGCAGCAAAUAAUCAAUGGCGCCGCACUGUCCUCAGUCUGGAUUGGUUUGUUCAGAGAUGACUGGAAAUGGUCAGACCAGAGCAACAGCUCCUUCAGAUACUGGGCCACUGGUCAACCAAAUAACGAUGGAGCCUGUACAUUGUACAGUCCAUCUCUCACAGGAUUCAUGGACAGAGGCUGUACUUACUCUAUACCCUUCAUCUGCUAUGAGGGUUCUGCCAAUCAAGAAACAAAACACACCAGAACUGUUAAGGUGGAAUUUAAGUCAUCUUUGAACUUAAAUGACUUCAAUGUGAGUGAUGCCAUUCUGCAGCAGAUCCAAUCAAAGUACCAGAAUGCCAAGGUUCGGUGGAGAGUCCAGCCUGAUGGGAAAAUUUUCCAUAAGGAGGAGGAGAAGGAAAUCAAAGAUGCCUGUUAGAAUACGACAUGAAGUUUUCCUGCAGUGAAAAGUUACUCAUGAUUUUGCAUGUAGAGAAUAAACAAAACUAGCCUAGCGUUAAACGACUAGAGAUAAAGGGAGACUUUGUUUUACUGUUUGUUUUUAAAGUCUUCUCACAUCAUAUUUGGAAUGAUUUCAUUUGAUUUCAUAUUAUAUUUGUGGCAAAUAUAAUAUGCAUAUGUGAUAUAUUAAAUACUCAUUAAAAGUCAGUUAAAAGUCUGUUGAAUUACUACUGUGUAACCAACCUAAGGGUAGACAUGAACUUUCACGUUUUUUUCACAGGCUGUCUUUUGCUUGAAAACUUUAUAAUAAAGAAACAUAGUGAA